Molecule: messenger RNA, 468 nt
Organism: Arctia plantaginis
Lineage: Eukaryota; Metazoa; Arthropoda; Insecta; Lepidoptera; Erebidae
Source: the annotation of a GenBank genome assembly
AUGGGGACUAUAACUAGCAAAGAUACUAGACGUAUAAGUUUUGCUAACACUUGUGCUCUAACAACACCAAUCGUUAUCCAAAAUUCCAUUGAAGUGGAAAACGCUAUCGCUUUUAACGAGUUGCCUGCUGAACCAUCGAAUGAAUUGCUUUUCAAGGAAAAAUAUUCAAAUUUAACAGAAGAAGGCGAUGGAGAUUAUUGGUCCCAUAGAAUGGAUUAUUUGAAAAAAGAACACCAGGAAAUUAAUAAAAUCAUAGAAUCAGAAUAUGACAAAAAGAUUGAAGCUGCAAAUGUCACGUCUGAAUCGCCUAAAAUUUUACAUGAUAAACUACAAAAAGUCAAACCAUGUUUCGAUUGGCGAGCGAAGAUUUUAAAAUGCUAUGAAGAUAAUCCUCAUCAAACGUUGGUGUGUUCUUCGGUAGUUCAAGCUUUUACCAAUUGUGUCACUAAUUGCAGACUGGAAGACUGA